Messenger RNA from Carica papaya (papaya), 1462 nucleotides. RefSeq names its product putative long-chain-alcohol O-fatty-acyltransferase 5. The record is from RefSeq and is a predicted model, not a curated record. Lineage: Eukaryota; Viridiplantae; Streptophyta; Magnoliopsida; Brassicales; Caricaceae. Gene Ontology annotation, biological process: lipid metabolic process.
UCUUUUUUGAAAUCUGCAAAUACACAUUUUAUCUGCUUAUUUCGUUUUAAAACUAUUUCCAUGUCGCAAGCUAUCUGACUUUGACCACGUAUCCCUCUUUUUUCUUAAACCUUAUUAUCGCACGGUGAAGCUGAUAAGAAAUUUAGAGAGCGAGAGUUUGGAGAAGAGAUGGAUGGAGAGUUAAGGAACUUCAUCGAGGUAUGGAUUUCAGCCAUAGCUUCUCUGUGUUACUGUUAUUAUGUAGCAUCGAGACUACCUAAAGGUUUCUUAAGGUUUCUCUGCGUCCUACCUGUUCUCUGCAUCUUUAUCAUUCUCCCUCUAAACCUCGCUGCUUUUCACCUUGUUGGCGUUACCUCUUUCUUCCUCGCCUGGCUCGCCAAUUUCAAGCUUCUUCUCUUCUGCUUCGAUCGAGGUCCAUUAGUAUCUCCGCCUCCCUCUCAUCUCUUCCACUUCAUCUCUCUCGCUUGUCUUCCCAUAAAAUUCAAAUCCAAAAUUAACAAACAAUCAUCUCCAUCUCCAAAACCCAGUCCCUCAGAAACCAACUUCAUAUCCGCCGUAGCCAGAUCACUCUUACUAGCUUUGAAAAUCGCUCUCGUGGUUAUCCUAUUUCGUGUCUAUGAACAAAAACCAGAUCUAAACAAGAAUGUAAUCAUGGCCCUUUAUUGCUUACAUGCAUAUCUCGAACUUGAAAUCGUUCUAGCUUUAAGCGCUAUUCCGGUUCGGAUCCUCUUCGGGUUCGAGAUCGAGCCCCAGUUCAACGAACCAUACUUAGCCACCUCGCUCCAAGACUUCUGGGGUCGCCGGUGGAACCUCAUGGUCACCAGUAUUCUACGCCCGACCGUAUACGAUCCCAUCAGACAGUUAUCCAGCCGUAUUUUCCGAUCAACGUGGGCCCCUUUUCCGGCCGUCAUGGUUAGUUUUCUGGUGUCCGGUUUCAUGCACGAGCUAAUCUAUUAUUAUCUCACUCGAGCGCCGCCCACGUGGGAGGUCACGUGGUUUUUUGUGUUGCACGGGAUUUGUACGGCGGUUGAGGUGGCAGUUAAGAAGGCGGCGGUAGCCCGCGGGUGGCGGCUUCACCGAGCGGUUUCCGGGCCGUUGACGGUGGGUUUCGUGGCGGUGACGGGCGUUUGGUUAUUUUUUCCGCAGUUAGUGAGGAACGGGAUGGAUGAGCAGGCGAUAACGGAGUUCCGUUGGUUGGUAGAUUUUGUUAAAGCGGCGUCGUUUUUAUCGUCCUCGACGUGGAGCUCCAGCCACCGUCCGAUGAGCCGUUUUUCGCCACGUCCCUCCAAGAUUUCUGGGGACGAAGGUGGAACCUCAUGAUAACAAAUCUGCUGCGACACACCGUGUACAAACCUAUCAGAUCGUGUUUGGGGAGCUCAUGGUGGGCCCCGGUUCCCGCGAUGUUCGUGACUUUUUUAGUCUCCGGUUUGAUGCACGAGCUCUUGUACUACUACGUCACACG